This is a messenger RNA of Callorhinchus milii (elephant shark), 6863 nucleotides long. It is a transcript of the gene dock7, whose product is annotated as dedicator of cytokinesis 7. Bases 60 to 6356 code for a protein of 2098 amino acids. The transcript has 49 exons. The record is from RefSeq and is a predicted model, not a curated record. Gene Ontology annotation, molecular function: guanyl-nucleotide exchange factor activity. Gene Ontology annotation, biological process: positive regulation of GTPase activity; axonogenesis; small GTPase-mediated signal transduction. Lineage: Eukaryota; Metazoa; Chordata; Chondrichthyes; Chimaeriformes; Callorhinchidae.
CGGCUUCGAGUUCCUCCGUCGCUCCCACCGGGGCCGCCCGACCGCCCGACCGCCUCCCAAUGGCGGAGCGGAGAGCUUUCGCCCAGAAAAUCAGCAGGACGGUAGCAGCCGAGGUUCGAAAGCAGAUCUCGAGCCAAUAUGGGAGCUCACCUCAGCUGCUCAAAAACCUGGCUGUGGGGGCGGGAGCUUCCCACCACUCGGUUCCCCUGACGGAGGCGGUGGAGCCUGUGGACUAUGAGGAGUAUCUGUGCACUCACCCCCCUGCGGUGGAGCCAGGGCCCCUGCGGGACCUGCUGGAGUUCCCCCGCGAUGACUUGGAGGUUAUCUACAGCCCCAGAGAGUGCCGCACCCUGGGGCAGGCCAUGCCUGAAGAGGCUGAGCUGGAUCCUCACGUCAGAGACUGUGUGAAGACCUACACUGAGGACUGGGCCAUCGUGAACCGAAAAUAUCACAAGCUCAGUACCGGCUUCAACCCCAACACACUGGACAAGCAGAAGGAGCGGCAGAAGGGGCUGCCUCGCCAGGUCUUCGAAUCGGACGAGCUCCCAGACAACAGCAGCUACCAAGAUGAUCAGGAUGAGCUGAAGCGCCGCUCGGUCUCCAUUGACGACACGCCCCGGGGCAGCUGGGCCUGCAGCAUCUUUGACCUGAAGAACUCUCUCCCGGACGCCGUCCUCCCCAACCUCCUGGACCGGCUGCCCAUCGAGGACAUCGAUCAGCAGAACGAGGAACAGAGGAAAGCAGCGCGGCACAAGGAGCUCUUCGCCCUCUACCAGGGGCCGGACGAGGAGGAACCCAUCGAGAGGCACAGCACUCCGGAGCUUCCCCACGAACACUUCGGGCAACGUCUCCUGGUCAAGUGCCUGUCGUUAAAAUUUGAAAUUGAAAUUGAGCCGAUCUUUGCCAGUCUGUCGCUGUACGACGUGAGGGAGAAGAGGAAGAUUUCAGAGAAUUUUUUCUUCGACUUGAAUUCGGAGCAGAUGAAAGGACUUCUCCGUCCGCAUGUGCCGCCGGCCGCCAUCUCCACCCUGGCGCGCUCCGCCAUCUUCUCCAUCACCUUCCCCUGCCAGGACGUCUUCCUGGUCAUUAAGCUGGAGAAGGUGCUGCAGCAAGGUGACGUGGGCGAGUGUGCGGAGCCUUACAUGAUCUUCAAGGAGUCUGACACCAACAAGAACAAGGAGAAGCUGGAGAAGCUGAAGUCGCAGGCGGAGCAGUUUUGCCAGCGGUUGGGCAAGUAUCGCAUGCCCUUCGCCUGGACCGCCAUCCACCUGAUGAACAUCGUCAACAGUGCGGGCAGCCUGGAGCGCGAGCACACCGACUCCGACAUGGCGGCCGCAGAACGAAAGGGCUCCUGGUGUGAGAGGAGGAACUCAGGGCUCGUGGGGAGGCGCUCGCUGGAGAGACCCAGCACCGGAGACGAACCCUGUAACCUGAGCAGCUUCAGGCCGGCCACACUGACAGUCACCAAUUUCUUCAAACAGGAGGGCGAUCGAUUGAGUGAUGAAGAUCUGUACAAGUUCCUUGCUGACAUGAGACGACCUUCCUCAGUGCUGCGGAGACUCCGACCCAUCACCGCACAGCUGAAGCUCGACAUUUCUCCAGCACCAGAAAAUCCCCAUUACUGUCUGACCCCAGAGCUGCUCCAGGUCAGGCCGUACCCAGACACCAGAGUGAGGCCCACACGGGAGAUCCUGGAGUUCCCAUCCAGGGACGUGUAUGUGCCCUACACCACCUACAGGAACUUGCUCUACGUCUACCCACAAAGCCUGAAUUUUGCAAAUCGCCAAGGUUCAGCGAGGAACAUCACGGUGAAAGUGCAGUUCAUGUCGGGGGAAGAUCAGAGCCACGCCAUGCAGGUAAUCUUUGGGAAGUCAAGUUGCCCAGAGUUCACCAAGGAGGCGUACACAGCAGUCAUAUACCACAACAGGUCCCCUGACUUCCACGAGGAGAUAAAGAUGCGGCUACCGGCAUCCCUGACCGACCAUCACCACGUGCUCUUCACCUUCUACCACGUGAGCUGCCAGCAGAAGCAGAACACGCUAUUGGAGACGCCCGUGGGCUACACGUGGAUCCCAAUGCUGCAGAAUGGGCGCCUCAAGACAGGACAAUUCUGUCUCCCCGUCUCCCUGGAGAAACCUCCCCAGUCCUACUCUGUAUUGUCUCCAGAGGUGCCGCUGCCUGGAAUGAAGUGGGUGGAUAAUCACAAGGGGGUGUUCAGCGUGGAGGUGCUUGCUGUCUCGGCCAUCCACACGCAGGACCCGUACCUGGAUAAAUUCUUUGCUCUGGUGCACGCGCUGGAGGAGCACAGCUUCCCUGUGAGGAUUGGGGACCUGCGUAUUCUGGAGAGUGACCUGGAGACUGAGCUGCGGAGCAGUAUCCCCGCCCUCAGCGCCGCUCAGCUCGAGCCUGUCGUCCGCUUCCUCCAUCACCUGCUCGACAAACUCGUCCUGCUGAUCGUCAGAGCCCCGCUCAUCUGUGGCCAGAUUGUAAACCUGGGACAAGUGUCGUUCGAGGCAAUGACAUCGAUUGUGAACAGGCUACACAGGAACCUGGAGGGAAGCCAGGACCAGCAUGGCAGGAACAGCCUUCUGGCGUCGUACAUCUACUAUGUCUUUCGGCUGCCCUCCACCAGCUCCAACCCCUCGUCUCCAGGUCCCGGGGGCUCCAUGCACUACGCUACGAUGGCGCGUUCAGCCACCAGGCCAGCCGGCCUCAACAUUAGCCGCUCGCGGAGCCUGAGUAACAGUAACCCUGACAUCUCCGGCACCCCCACCUCACCCGACGACGAAGUGAGGAGCAUUCUCGGGAGUAAGGCCAUGGAUCGGAGCAACCGCAUGUCAUCGCACACCGAGGGCUCCAGCUUCCUACAGGCGCUCGCUGGACGCUUGCCGACCAAGAAGCUAUUGCACGAGGAGCUGGCCCUGCAGUGGGUGGUGAGCAGUGGCAGUGUGCGGGAAUCCGCUCUGCAACAGGCAUGGUUCUUCUUCGAACUGAUGGUGAAGAGUAUGGUACAUCACCUGUACUUCUCGGACAAGCUGGACGUGCCCAGGAAAAGCCGCUUCCCCGAGAGGUUCAUGGAUGACAUUGCGGCCCUGAUCAGCACCAUCGCGGUGGAUAUUGUGACCAGAUACCAGAAGGACCUGGAACUGAUCGAGCGGCUGAACGUGAGCCUGGCUUUCUUCAUCAAUGACCUGCUCUCAGUGAUGGACCGAGGCUUUGUCUUCAGCCUCAUCAAAAGCUACUGGAAGCAGGUGUCGGCCAAGCUAUACGGGUUACAGAGCCCCAGCACACUCGUGUCCCUCCGCCUGGACUUCCUGCGCAUCAUCUGCAGCCACGAGCACUACGUUACCCUGAACCUGCCCUACAGCCUGCUGACCCCCCCGGCCUCCCCGUCUCCCUCCGUCUCCUCCGCCACCAGCCAGAGCUCCGGCUUCUCCACGGUGGUGCAGGACCAGACCAUCACCAACAUGUUUGAGCUGUCGUUGCCAUUCCGGCAGCAGCAUUACCUGGCGGGGCUGGUGCUCACACAACUGGCUCUCAUCCUGGAUCCCGAGUCCGAGGGUUUGUUUGGCUUACACAAGAAGGUAGUGAACGUAGUGCACAACCUGCUGUCCAGCCACGACUCAGACCCUCGCUACGCUGAGCCAGAGGUCAAGGCCCGCGUGGCUCUGCUCUACCUGCCCCUCAUCGGCAUCAUCAUGGAGGCUGUGCCUCAGCUGUACGAUUUCACAGAGCCACACUCUCAGCGUUGCCGGCCGAACCUGGGGUUGGCUGACGAUGGAGAGCUGGAGAGCGGGGCUGUGAUUAACCAGACGGUGGCCAUGGCCAUCGCGGGAGCCUCAGUUCCCCAGCAUUCGCGGCCCAGCAGCUUCCUGCUACCAACAGCGGCUGGCCGCCCCUGCACUAGCUUCACUGCGGAAUCAAGCCGGAGUUUGCUGAUCUGCCUGCUGUGGGUGCUGAGGAACGCUGACGUGGGGGUGCUGCACAGGUGGGUGGGGGAGCUGAGUGUCCCCCAGCUCAACCGUGUGCUGGAGCUGCUCGACCUGUGUGUCUCCUGCUUCGAGUACAAGGGGAAAAAGGCAUUUGAGCGGAUGAACAGUCUGACCUUCAAGAAAUCCAAGGACAUGAAGGCCAAGCUAGAGGAGGCCAUUCUGGGAGGGGCAGGCGCUCGGCAGGAGAUGGUGCGACGCAGCAGAGCCCAGCUCGAGCGGAGCCCGUCCGGCAAUGCGUUCGGGAGCCAGGAAAAUCUGCGCUGGAGGAAGGACAUGACGCACUGGCGACAAAAUAGCGAGAAACUCGACAAGUCCAGGGCUGAGCUGGAGCACGAAGCUCUGAUUGACGGCAACCUGGCCACAGAGGCCAACCUCAUAGUCCUGGACACCCUGGAGAUCGUCGUUCAGACGGUGUCGUUGACGGAGGCCAAGGAGAGCGUGCUGGGCGGUGUCCUCAAAGUGCUUCUCCACACCAUGGCUUGUAACCAGAGCGCCCUGUACCUGCAGCACUGCUUCGCUACUCAGAGAGCAUUAGUUUCCAAGUUCCCGGAGCUGUUGUUUGAGGAGGAGACGGAGCAGUGUGCUGACCUGUGUCUCAGGCUCCUGAGACACUGCAGCAGCAGCAUCGGCAGCAUCCGUGCCCAUGCCAGCGCCUCGCUGUACCUGCUCAUGAGACAGAACUUCGAGAUCGGCAACAGCUUUGCGAGGGUGAAGAUGCAGGUGACCAUGUCACUGUCCUCGCUGGUCGGAACCUCCCACAACUUCAACGAGGACUUCCUGCGGCGCUCGCUCAAAACCAUCCUCACCUACGCUGAGGAGGAGCUGGAGCUCCGAGACAGCACCUUCCCUGAGCAGGUCCAGGACCUGGUGUUUAACCUGCACAUGAUCCUGUCGGACACUGUGAAGAUGAAGGAGCACCAGGAGGAUCCCGAGAUGCUCAUCGACCUCAUGUACAGGAUUGCUAAAGGUUACCAGACGUCCCCGGACCUGCGGCUGACCUGGCUACAGAACAUGGCGGGAAAACACAUGGAGAAUAGUAACCGCGCCGAGGCCGCUCAGUGCCAGGUCCACGCUGCUGCCCUCGUGGCCGAGUAUCUCAGCAUGUUGGAGGAUCGCAAACACCUGCCUGUGGGCUGUGUCACCUUCCAGAACAUAUCCUUCAAUGUGCUGGAGGAGUCGGCUGUGUCUGAUGAUGUUCUGUCGCCCGAUGAGGAAGGAAUCUGCUCGGGGAAGUAUUUCACGGAGACGGGGCUGGUGGGGCUUCUGGAGCAGGCCGCGGAGCUCUUCUCCCUGGCGGGGAUGUAUGAGGCCGUCAACGAGGUUUACAAGGUUCUGAUCCCGAUCCACGAGGCCAACCGCGACGCCAAGAAGCUGGCGGCCAUUCACGGCAAACUGCAGGACGCCUUCAGCAAGAUCGUGCACCAGAGUACUGGCUGGGAGGAUGGCAAGAGAAUGUUCGGCACAUAUUUCCGAGUCGGCUUCUACGGCUCCAGACUCGGGGAUUUGGACGAACAGGAAUUUGUUUACAAGGAGCCGGCGAUAACCAAACUGGCGGAGAUUUCCCAUCGGCUGGAGGCGUUUUAUGGCGAGCGCUUCGGAGAGGACCUGGUCCAGGUCAUUAAAGAUUCCAACCCCGUGGACAAGUGUAAACUGGAUCCCAAUAAGGCUUACAUACAGAUCACCUACGUGGAGCCAUACUUUGACACGUACGAGAUGAAGGACCGCAUCACCUACUUCGACAAGAACUACAACCUGCGGCGCUUCAUGUACUGCACGCCCUUCACGCUGGAUGGCCGCGCGCACGGGGAGCUCCACGAGCAGUACAAGCGCAAGACCAUCCUCACCACCUCCCAUGCCUUCCCCUACGUCAAAACCCGCAUCAACGUGGUGCAGAAAGAGGAGAUUAUUCUGACGCCGAUCGAGGUGGCGAUUGAGGACAUGCAGAAGAAAACACAGGAGCUGGCCUUCGCCACCCACCAGGACCCGGCCGACCCCAAGAUGCUCCAGAUGGUGCUGCAGGGCUCCGUGGGUACCACAGUCAACCAGGGACCCUUGGAAGUUGCUCAGGUUUUCCUAUCUGACAUUCCCAACGAUCCUAAACUCUUCCGACACCAUAACAAGCUGCGGCUCUGCUUUAAGGACUUCACCAAACGGUGUGAGGACGCUUUGCGUAAGAACAAGAACCUAAUUGGAAACGACCAGCGAGAGUAUCAGCGGGAGCUCGAGAGGAACUACCACCGGUUGAAGGAGGCCCUGCAGCCGCUGAUCAACAGGAAAAUCCCUCAGCUCUACAAACCUCUCCUGCCCAUCACCUGCCACAGAGAUUCAUUCAGUCGAGUCAGCCUUCGCAAGGUGGAUGUCUGAGAGGUGGGCGCGUGGCUGGGGCUGCAGCUGCUGCCCAUUCAAUUGACGGCCAAAGAAGACCGAAACAAGUAUUAAACCCGUUGUGGUCCAUUCCCCCACGCUGGCUCACGCCAGGGCGGGAUAUUUCAUUGCAAUCCUUUUCACAAGGUGAAGAGGAUAAUAAUAAUCAUGGUGUCAAAUCGUCGUGUGGUACUCACCCUUCACCUAAACACUAACGGUUACAUAAACAGUCCGCGUUGUGGUUGUGUUCAGACGUGUCACUUUAACAUUGUUUUUACUCACAAGCAUUUACUCCUAAGAUUCGCUAUUUAAUCAGUUGUGUUCACAACUAUUUAUCUGCAAUAUUGUAUUAAAAGCUCUUAAUGUUAUUUACUGUUAGUUACACUAUUUAUAUGGAAUUAGAACCUUGCACAGGGUUCCCUCUGAACUGCUCGUUGUGCCUGUGGCGUUACAACAUGGUUUAUUUUUAUUUUGUGAAAGGUACGAUUAAAUAUUGGAACAACCUCA